CCUAUCUUCUUCUUUCAUAUCUUCAAUAUGCGAUGAAAUGUACAGAGAUUAAUUCUUGCAUUCUGGGUACUUUCUACCUUUGUAUAUUCACAAUGAACUUUGUUAUUAAUUGGGUUAUUUCGAUUGAUUUUUCUCUUGAUUGAAGUCAGAUUAUCAAUAUUGUUGGCAAUUUGUUUCGUAUCAUCUUCCUUGCUUUGCUCAAUAGUUGCUUGUAGAAGAGGGAGUGCGAUUUAUCGCCUUUAGUGAUCCCUCCUUCCCCUUCUGCAAGUUCAUUUUUUCGUAGUUGAGCUUAUCUAAGCUAUUCAUUUACCAGAAUAUAUAUUGAUUAUUGUAUUGGUAUAAUUAAAUUUUCGGGUACCUGAGUUUUUAGAUUCAGGGGUGAUUUAACAGGGUAUAAAGUAAGAAUUCUUAUGUACCUCCGAAAUUUUAUUUCAUUCCCAAUUAUAGGGACAAUGGAUUCCCUCCACGUAUCUCCACAAUGGGCCUUUUCAGGAUGUGCAACAUCAAGAGCUUUCAUAACUCAAAUCAAGCAAGUACAGCGCCACUGCUCAUGUCAUAGUUUCAAUCACAGCCGCAGAGAGAAUUCUUAUAUAUCGUUAUCCAAUGAGGAUUCCAGGCGAAAGAUUCUCCUAUUUUUCUUAUCAACUACAGCUUUGUUUCCAACUCGGCAUUCUUCUGCCAAGACGAAGAAUAAGAAUCCAUAUGAUGAAAGACGCUUACUAGAGCAAAACAAACGGAGACAAAGGGAAAACAAUGCACCUGAUGACUUUCCAAGCUUUGUCAGAGAAGGUUUUGAGGUUAAGGUUAUAGCACCAGAGACCUAUGUUAAACGUGACUCUGGGCUCAUAUAUUGGGAUAUCGAAGUUGGUAAUGGUGAUUGCCCCAAGGAUGGUCAACAGGUGAUUUUUCACUAUGUUGGCUAUAAUGAAUCUGGUCGUCGAAUUGACAGCACAUACUUACAGGGUUCUCCUGCCAGAAUCCGUGUGGGCACUAAUGCUUUGGUCCCAGGAUUCGAGGAAGGAAUUCGAGGCAUGAGACCAGGGGGAAAGAGGAGAAUAAUAAUUCCACCAGAACUUGGACCACCUGUGGGGCCUUCUACAUUUUUCAGCUCAAAACAGUUUGAAGUGUUUGAUGUGGAACUGUUGAGUGUCCAGGAUUGUCAGAGGAGGACAAUAGGCUUUUACUCUGAUAUUGUUUGCAACUAGGAGUUGAAGGUUGUCUUUUUGAGGUACAUGGAGCUUUGAGAUGAAUCAACCUAAGAAGUCCACACUGCUCUAUGUAUAUGCUGAACUUAUUACCUUUUCUACUGAGGAACCUUUUGGAAAAUAACCGUCAAUUCCUCCCACCCCCACCCCAACUGAGAUGUUUUUGUAGUGAUUGAUCAUUAGAUUAAAGAUCAUAUUACCAAGUUACUUGUUUCUCUCUCUCUCUCUCACCUUCUCCCAAUGAGUGGGCAAGAUCUCCUGAGCCGACCUUGGAGCACAAUCAUAACUUUGCUUAUCUACUCUUUGCAAAGAGUUUGUACCUCUUCACGUGCAGAUAAGGCACCAAUUACGAUCUUAUAAAGUUAUUGGUUCAAUCUCCAAGCUAGUUAUCCUUGAACUGAAAGAAAAGUGUCUGCGACUGUUUUUAAUAACACAAUUACAAGUGCAGAAGUUUAUCGUUGAUCAAUGGAUGCUAAGUAAGAAUUAAAGAUCGAUUUAUCAGCUUCAUUUGAGAAGUGCUUCUAUACUUGAAUGUAAAUUCAUUUGUAAUAAUGGUAAAUUACACUACCAUAGUGAUAAAUGAUGUAUGUCUAUAACUCAAACAAUGAUCGAAAGCACUCUUAAAAUAUUGCAACU
Molecule: messenger RNA, 1841 nt
Organism: Benincasa hispida (wax gourd)
Lineage: Eukaryota; Viridiplantae; Streptophyta; Magnoliopsida; Cucurbitales; Cucurbitaceae
Product: FKBP-like peptidyl-prolyl cis-trans isomerase family protein
Molecular function (GO): peptidyl-prolyl cis-trans isomerase activity
Source: RefSeq, a predicted model, not a curated record